This is a messenger RNA of Rhopilema esculentum, 1353 nucleotides long. Its product is annotated as zinc metalloproteinase nas-4. The record is from RefSeq and is a predicted model, not a curated record. Gene Ontology annotation, biological process: proteolysis. Gene Ontology annotation, molecular function: zinc ion binding; metalloendopeptidase activity. NCBI's taxonomy places the organism in Eukaryota, Metazoa, Cnidaria, Scyphozoa, Rhizostomeae, Rhizostomatidae.
UGGCAUAUUCAUACAGGCAUCUGUAGUGGGAGGACGAAGAUAAUGAGAUUUUUCGUUCUGACCCUUGCCUUUUUGGCGUCUCUCGGCUUUGUUUUUAGUUCUCCUGUGCCUGAAAAUAAAAAUGACGCGAAGCCACCACCGAUUAGCCCUGUCGGUUUUCCUACAGAUUUGGCACAGCCCGUUGAAGCUCCAAAGAUAAGUGAGGAUGACAAAUCAAGCAAAGGCGAUCAAGAAAAACCUAAAGAAGAGGAAGAAGACAAGGAAGAAGAUAAGGUAAAAGAUAAGGGAGAAGACAAGGAAGAAGACAAGGGAGAAGACAAGGGAGAAGACAAGGGAGAAGACAAGGGAGAAGACAAGGGAGAAGACAAGGGAGAAGACAAAGGAGAAGAAAAGAAAGGAGAGGGCGACAAAGUAGAAGAAUACAAAGAGGAUAAAAAAGAAGAGGGUAGUAGUGCUGACGAUGUGCCCGAUUCACCAAGAACAGAAAAGGAAGAAGAGGAAGAGGAAUCAGCUGAACUUAACCCCGACCUUUUUGAGGGAGACCUUAAACUACCACAAAGUGAGAUUGACAGAAUCAAAAACAGCACCAUUUCAAAAAAGGAUGCAGUAUCGGCUGUCGCAAGAAAAUGGCCAAAGAAUGUUGUCCCAUAUGUUAUUGACAAUAAUGUUGAUCAAAGAACAACACAAGUGAUAAUGAAAGCUAUUGGAGAAUUUAGAAUGAAAACUUGUGUAAGGCUUAAAAGGAAGAAAACGACAGAUAAGAAUUACGUAAGAUUUAUUCGUGCAAAAGGAUGCUAUUCAACUUCUAUUGGAAAAAGUGCUAAAAGAGGUGCUCAGUUCAUUUCAAUUGGCAAAGGUUGUGAGUAUGUUGGAACAGUGAUACAUGAAAUCAUGCAUGCUAUUGGGUUCUUCCACGAGCAUACUCGCCUUGACAGGGAUCAAUUUGUUAAAAUCCAUUGGGACAAUAUAGAGAAAGGACGUGAAGGUCAGUUCCAGAAAUAUGCCCAUGGUGCUGCGGACUAUCUUGGAGAACCAUACGACUACGACAGCGUGAUGCACUAUCCACGCGAUGGUUUUGGAAUCAAAGUGAAUGGAAAGCGUUUAACAACGAUUGUGCCAAAGAGCAAACCAUGGAGAAAGAUUGGUCAUAGAGGUGGUUUUAGUUAUAUUGAUCUCAGGCAGCUCAACAAGCUUUACACUUGCAGAAUGAGGAGAAGAAAACCACGAAGACAGUAACAGAUUUCAAAAUACAGAGAACACUGAGAAAAGCAAAAACCUGCGAUUACUACAUUUACGUUAUUCCUGUCAAUUUUUCUGGAAUUAACACCUGUGUACAAGAUGAAAGGCUUUAUA